Carcharodon carcharias (great white shark) is the source of this 4359-nucleotide messenger RNA. It is a transcript of the gene arih2, whose product is annotated as ariadne homolog 2 (Drosophila). Gene Ontology annotation, cellular component: ubiquitin ligase complex; cytoplasm. The transcript is spliced from 15 exons. The record is from RefSeq and is a predicted model, not a curated record. Lineage: Eukaryota; Metazoa; Chordata; Chondrichthyes; Lamniformes; Lamnidae. Gene Ontology annotation, biological process: ubiquitin-dependent protein catabolic process; protein polyubiquitination; positive regulation of proteasomal ubiquitin-dependent protein catabolic process. Gene Ontology annotation, molecular function: zinc ion binding; ubiquitin protein ligase activity; ubiquitin conjugating enzyme binding. The coding region runs from base 258 to 1721 and encodes 487 amino acids.
UCCUGCCAGUUCCGCUCGUGCUGCGUUUCCCCAGCAGCGGAUCCGAGUAAUCGGGAAAUAAUCGGAGUCCAGGCCUCGCUUCGCAGCCGCGAGCCAGCGGGAACCUCGCCGCGCCCAGGCCUCCGCCUCGGUCCCCGGGCCCAGUGAGCCGGUCAUUCAUAAGACAGAUGAAGAGUGGAAGUGACCGCUGACUCUUUGUAAAUACGGCACCUUGUUGGGUUUGGUAAAGUUUGUGGUGAAUUCUCACAGCCGUGACCAUGUCGGUGGAUAUGAAUAGCCAGAGUUCUGACAGUAAUGACGAAUAUAAUGGAGACUCUGAGGAGGAAGAUCAGGGUGAUAUGAGUACCUAUUAUGAAGGGGUAGAGAGUGACGUGGAGCAGCAAGGUGCAGAUGCUUUUGAUCCAGAGGAAUAUCAGUUCACGUGUCUGUCGUACAAGGAAUCAGAGAAUGUACUAAACGAGCAAGUUGAUACCAUGGCAGAUGCUCUAAAGGUUCAACCAUCUGUAGCCAAGCUUAUUUUAGUUAACUUCCAUUGGAAAACCUCCGAUAUUUCAGAACGACACAAAUCUAACCCGACUCAACUUCUGGUGGAAGCCAGAGUUCAGCCAAAAACAGCAAAAAACACGUUUAUCCAUUCUUCUCAUCAUUGUGGUGUAUGCCUGCAGUCAGUUCGGAAAGAGAAUUUGCUGUCCUUGCCCUGCCACCAUCCAUUCUGCCGCAGCUGCUGGGAGCAGCAUAGCACUGUACUCGUGAAAGAUGGAAUCGGAGUGGGCAUAUCCUGUAUGGCACAAGACUGCUUGCUCCGAACGCCUGAGGACUUUGCUUUUCCUUUGAUUUCUAAUGAAGAACUGAGAGAAAAAUACAGGCGCUACCUCUUCAGAGAUUAUGUAGAGAGCCAUUAUCAGUUGCAGCUGUGUCCUGGUGCUGACUGUCCAAUGGUGAUUCAGGUACAAGAACCCAAGGCUCGGCGUGUGCAGUGCAGCCGCUGUAAUGAGGUUUUCUGCUUUAAGUGUCGCCAGAUGUACCACGCUCCUACUGACUGUACCACUAUUAAAAAAUGGCUCACCAAAUGUGCUGAUGACUCAGAGACGGCAAAUUACAUCAGUGCGCAUACAAAAGAUUGUCCUAAGUGCAAUAUUUGCAUUGAGAAAAAUGGAGGGUGCAAUCACAUGCAAUGCUCAAAAUGCAAGCAUGAUUUCUGCUGGAUGUGCCUGGGGGAUUGGAAAACCCAUGGCAGCGAGUACUAUGAGUGCAGUCGGUACAAGGAGAAUCCUGACAUAGUGAACCAGAGCCAACAGGCACAGGCCAGGGAAGCCUUAAAGAAAUACUUAUUCUACUUUGAAAGGUGGGAAAAUCACAAUAAGAGCCUGCAGCUAGAAGCACAGACGUACCAGAGGAUUCAAGAGAAAAUCCAGGAACGAGUUAUGAACAAUUUGGGAACGUGGAUCGAUUGGCAGUAUUUACAGAAUGCUGCCAAGCUCCUUGCCAAGUGUCGUUACACUUUGCAGUAUACAUAUCCAUAUGCAUACUAUAUGGAAUCUGGGCCUAGGAAGAAACUGUUUGAGUACCAGCAAGCGCAGCUGGAAGCAGAGAUUGAAAACUUGUCCUGGAAGGUGGAACGAGCAGACAGUUAUGACAGAGGGGAUCUGGAGAAUCAAAUGCAUAUAGCAGAACAGAGGCGUAGAACACUGCUUAAGGAUUUUCAUGACACAUCAGACUAAAGGAGCCCUGUGGAUGUGGUGGCACAUUGAAAAAGGCAUUGGCUGGGGAAGAAGAUGAAAUAUUGUUUUUAUUCCUUGUUUCUUUUUUUUUUCAUCUGCCGUUCCUUUGGUUUUCUUUCAUUUUUUUUUGCUGGAAUAGUCAGCAAUGCUUGUGGGUGAUUCCAUUCAUGAGCUGCAAUAGUGUUAAACUUAUUUUUAGAAAAAAAGAUGUAUUUCUUUUUUUUUAAAGAGAAAAUAAUAUGCGCUAACAUUGAAAAGGGAGAUUCUUUAAACCUUUUCAGAAGCCUGGGCUUUUACAAACACUUUCAUAAGAGACUGGAAGGAUUGCAGAAGGCUCAACUUCCCACAGACUUUUAUGUACCUUUUCACUAGAACAAAACUAUUUGGGGCAUUCGUGGCACAACCUAAUUAUAGUGCAUACUGGCACCAAGGCACUCUGCUUAGGCGAUUACUGGGAAACGCAGACUGCUUAGAAAGAAGUCAUUUGGGAAUAAUUUGGUUUUCUGGUAUCUUGUGUUAAUGUGCUUUAUUUGCUAGCUUUGUCUGGGAGCAAUUUCUUUUCAGUCUGACUUAGGUGGGGUGGUGUCAGUGAUUCGAAGGAGGUGACCUGUCUGUGUGAGGUGCCAUGUACUGUAGGGUGCUUCCAAAUGCCUUCUGAAGAACACACAAAGUCUGCCAUGUUUCUGGUCAUGGGUGGGAGGGAAAAGCAAUCGUUAAGCAAGUUCCUGCUGUUACUACCUCUGCUAUGAAUAGAUUAACAGCUGGCUCGCACUGCAUUGCAAGGCAGUGAGGUUCAGGAAUGUUUGAAAGAUUCAUGAAGUACCUGACUUGCACGGCCCCUUCCCGCUACCCUCAGCAGUUUGUUGUGACCCCGUAAUCCAAUUUGCAAAAAGAAAAAACAAUUUUUGAAAUAGUUUUAAAUUUUUUUUUAAAAAAAGAAAAAUAGUGAUUUGAGCUUUUGUCCCCACCCACUUCUUGUAACGAUUUAGUUGAUGUACUUGCUAUUGGUGAGAUGGGGUCCCAUUUGUGUUUUGGGAUAUAUAAUAAAUACGUUUUUGUACGUUUCAAAUUUGUCAUGCUACCUCGAGUGCGUUCAGCACUCUGAUCCGCAAUGAUAAGAGUGAAAACUUUUUUUUUUGGGGGUAUUUAUGAUGUGAAUCAUUUUUAUUUCCCAGAUGUUGCAGCUGCGAGUUUAUGUAACUUCUGUAAUGUUUUCAAAUACUUGUGCUUUCUGCAGCAAUAGAACCACUGUAUCAUUCAUUACUGAUAUAAAAGUUAUUUAAUUCCGCUUGCUUGCCAUUGUCUGAAACCUUACCAGACCCCUUCUCCUUCCACCUCGAAGGGCACGCUCUGCACCUGAGCUGAGCUGAAUUUGCUCUUGGUGUUUUUAUUUUUUUUGAUUUAUGUUCCUCCUCUGCCUCUCUGACCAUAUGCCUGAGAAGUCAACUAGCUCCCAGUACUGGUGGCAGAGAGGACUCCAGCUGCCUGUGAGCUGCCACGUAUCACCAUAACCUGCGAGACUGGCACCAGUGCCAUUGAGGAUUGGAGCAGCUGCUACAUGGUGUUGAUGACUAUCUCUCUGAUUAUGGUUUUUCUUCCUCUAAAUAGGUGGAGAUUGGUAAUGCAAUAGCUUCGGGAUCAGACCUGUGGUUUUGCCUUCCCUGUGCUCAUUUUCCCCAAUGGCAAGGAACCCCGUUUUUUUAAUGGAAGCAAUGCAACCAAGUCUUUUUCUUUUGUGUAGUGUAAUUAGUUAGUAGUUUCUCUAGCUUGUUAAUGUGCACACUCAAGGUUUGCAGUGUUAUUGAAACCACUUGAUUGAAUUUUUAUUACCUUGUAGCUGCUCCCCUCUUAGUCCUGAAGUUAUCCAAAUGGCUCAGCUCACAUUGAACAAACUUAGUAGCCAUGUAGAUUAAAGUUAACCCUUUUUGCUUCCUGUUUCCAUUUUGAUUUCAGGUUAUGCGCUGGAGUAAGGGGAACCGUUUUAAUAAAAACUUGCAUUAGAAUAAGGAAGGUUCUGAGUAAAUUACAGUUGACAGCGCAGGUUGGAGGAUUUCCUGAAGGUUUCAUCACAUGAGCCUUUGACUCCAAUCACCCCACCACGGAUCGCCCAUGAAGUUUACCACUGCCACACCCCCCCCACCUCCGCUAGAAAGCAAACGGAUUGUUCAUUAUCUGAUGGGACGAUUCUCGACUGUCAAAUCAUCCCUUUCCCAUUCUUUAUUAUAACCAAAGUGUAUGUGCUCCAAGAAAAGGAAAAAAAAGCCUUCAUUUUUUUUUAAGGCACUAAUGAUUUUUCUCCCUGGUUUGCUUGUAGAGUGUCCCGUAGAUUAAUCUUUAAUUCCUGGAAACUCCAGUGCAAUCCUGGAGGAUUGGCAACCCUACUGAAAGUUUAUUGACUUUUGAAUGCUGGUUACUGUGCAGGAAUUAACAGUAUUUUUUGACUCUGCCUUUCAAAACCAACCAUUUAGACUUAGUAGUCUAUUAACAUUAGUGAUCCAAAAACUCUGUUUUAUGUGCUGCUCAUUAAUUGGACAUAAGCUAUAUAUUUUUAAAAAAAAUCAAGUUGCCCAGUUGAUUUCUUCAAGCUGAAGUUGUUACUGUUGUUUGAGAAACCUUGAAAUAAACAUUACCCUUUCAA